AGAGAGAGAGAGAGAGAGAGAGAGAGAUGUGUGUGUGUGUGUGUUAAUUAUAUUACUCAACAAUAAAGUACAUUGUGCUUCUUUUCUCUAGUAAGCCAUUACAACCAUCGAUAAUUUUUUUUCUGAUAAUUCUUUUCCGUGGAUAGAUGCGAUACUUUUCCCGUUUUUCUUGUCCUGACCCUUUCUUUCCGGACUCUCUCCACCUCCAUCGCGUUGUAGGAAGCCGCAGGAGCCUGGCCAGUUAGCCUCGAAGCUUUUGGCAACUCAGCAUGUGGUGUCUUCUUUGCCCUCAGUCCUCUGCAUGCAGUGUCCAGCAGCAAACUGCUGAAAGAAUAUUGAGGAUGUUAUAGUAUAUAGGAAAAAGCAGAUAAAUGUAAUGAUAAUUAUUAGCCAACCUCGUUAAUUUAGUUCUAAGUGUAUAGCAUUUUACCACUCCAAGAAUGUGGCAAGAAGCAUGGGCAGGAGAAUUAGUGGGUGCCAAGCAGUGCUAGAGGGGCUGAAGUCACUGAAUAGUGAAUAGUCGACAGUUUGCCUCUCUUACCUGGUGGUGCACUACACGUUGGCAUGGAGCCUAAGGAAUGCGUUGCGGUAGCAGAGGGGAAGGAAAACGAAGAUAAUGAGGAAAAGGACGAUAAAGAGGAAGAUAGGAAGGAGAUGGUGGUGGACUUAGAGGUGCUCCGUGAUGGCUUUACUCCGGGAGCCAACGGGGAGGUGCCUCUGCAGGCCUACGUCAACGCCUUCACCGAGAUGAGCAACUUCUUCAAGCUCCUCGGACCCCUGUUUCACUUUGUGGCAUUUGACGUAAACAGAAAGUUGGCGCAAUUGAAGGAGAAGUUGGCGGGGGAGACUCGCCAACACUACGUUGACGCGAGGACCAUGCUGGACUACGAGGUGAGGAUGGGCGUGGCGGGAUGUACUUCACCUCCCUCCGGUGCCGUGUCAUUCCUCCACCUCCACCGGGGAUUCGAGUUCGCGAGUAACUUCAUGGAGGUACUGCUGGAGGAGGAAGAGGAGCCAUCGCUGGGGCAGGUGGCCUCGACGCUGUACAAGGCCACGGUGGGAAGGUUCCAUCCUCCCAUCCUCUCCACGCCCUUCUCCGCUGUGCUGCUGCUGCUGCCUAGUCGUGCCACCGUCAGGAGGAGGGUAGAUAGUGAAAGGGAACACGGAGCUGGAAGGAAAGCUCAAGAAGCUUAUGCCCGAUAUUAUAAAAGCUGUGAAAGAGACUUACGCCGCCAGCCAGACUCUGUACCAGGAACGCGACCUUCUGCUCAUCGACUGACGUAUGUUCGCGCUCUGGACCUUCCUCGCCAUCCCUGACCGACGAUGCUGCUAACGUCACUCUGGCGUUGGACGGGGGACGCAGCAGGAAAAGUCUUAGUGGAAAAAAAUAAAUUUGGUGGCAGAGGAUUUGCAGAGAGGAGUUGCGAGGGGAAAAGUUGGCGGAGGGAAAGUUUCUUUUUAACUAUUGUAUAUUUAUGUUUUGACAUGUAUGUAUGUGUACAGCUCGGCUUAUGAAAGGGUGUGCAGGAGCCCCUAAAAAUUAGCAGUUUUGUUUUUAGUCAUAUUUUAUCGUUUGUUUGUAUGAUGAUAAAGGAAUUUUACAUAAUAGAAAUGGCAAAACGUGUCACAAGAAAGGGCCUUUUUGAACAUGAACACUGAGGAACAUGCUUCUUAGAGUGUGUGUGUGUGUGUGUGUGUGUGUGUGUGUGUGUGUGUGUGUGUGUGUGUGUGUAGAUAGAUGGAUCAGUGCGUGAUAAGGACUCAAACAAAUAGUAUACAAAUUAAUAAAGCCCCGCAGAGUAGUUUGUAGAGGAGUAGGCAGCGCGGCGUGGGUGAUGUUGGGGCGUGACUGAGUGCAAGCAAAGGCUGUGGGUGUUCCCAGUGUUUAUCAGCCGGACGUGACGCGCUGCUGGAAAGCCUUACGUUAGGACACAAGAUGCAGGUGUUAGGUGUAAAGGCAUGAUAUUAAGACAAGGUAUAUAAGGUCAUGAUAUGAAGACAAGGUAUAUAAGGUCAUGAUAUGGAGACAAGUAUAUAAGGUCAUGAUAUUAAGACAAUGUAGGUGUUAUUGUAAGGUCAUGAUAUUAAGACAAGGUAUAUAAGGUCAUGAUAUUAAGACAAGGUAUAUAAGGUCAUGAUAUUAAGACAAUCCAGGUGUUAUGUGUAAGGUCAUGAUGUUAAGACAAGGUAUAUAGGUUCUUGAUAUUAAGACAAUGUAGGUGUUAUGUAUAAGGUCACGAUAUUAAGACAUGGUAGAUGAUAAAGGGAGGGUCGUGAUAUUGAGACAAAUUGUAGGAGUUAGGUGUGGGUGAUGGUAUUAAGCUAAGUGUUAAGGGGAGGGUGAUAACAUUAAGACAAAAUAUAGGUGAUGGGAAUGUGGUCAGUACAGUUUGUUUUCAAGGCAUGGUAGGUGAAAAGGUGAAAGUUGAAUAAGUCAUAUAAACACAAUCUUGUAUUACGUCUUGAUCCCGUUGAAAUCACCCACUUGACUGGGUUCGCAUUUUCAUUACGAAAUUUGUGAAGCAUGCUCUUCCAAGGAUCUGAGAAAACACUUUACAAAGAAUGUUUUAUUUCCAUAAA
Molecule: messenger RNA, 2580 nt
Organism: Eriocheir sinensis (Chinese mitten crab)
Lineage: Eukaryota; Metazoa; Arthropoda; Malacostraca; Decapoda; Varunidae
Product: ceramide-1-phosphate transfer protein-like
Exons: 6
Coding region: 565-1317 (250 amino acids)
Biological process (GO): ceramide transport; intermembrane lipid transfer
Cellular component (GO): membrane; cytoplasm; cytosol
Molecular function (GO): ceramide 1-phosphate transfer activity; ceramide 1-phosphate binding
Source: RefSeq, a predicted model, not a curated record